AUGGAUUUGAAUAAAGCAGCAGUUUUGGCUCUUACUAUUAUUCAAAUUCCAUCUGUCAUUUGUGCCACAUAUAUUUUCUUUCAAAUUUUUCAACGAACAAGCUCAUUACGACGUUUACAAAAUCAUUUAUUCAUCUAUUUAUUGAUUGUUGCAACAUGGAAUAUAAUUAUUGAUCUACCGAAUACUCAAGUAUACUUUUGGACAGGUACUGUCUCCAUUUCCACACCUUGGUUUUGUAGAUUUUGGAACACAUCAUAUUUAUAUUCAGCUGCACUUAAUCGUUUUCUGAUGGCAUUCAUGGCAAUUGAACGUCAUUACCUUGUAUUUCGUCCUCAUUUCUAUCAUACUCAUCGUUCACGACUUCUUUUUCAUUAUACUCCACUCGUUUUUAUGAUUUCAGUGAUUUUCAUCUAUGUAUUGAUUGCAAAUGUUUUCGUUUCAUGCCCUGGAUCAGCUUUUAUUUAUUCUAUUUUUAUGUGUGGCUAUACAUGUGCAGUUCGUUCGACGGAUCUUGGGACAAUUUAUUGUUGGGUGUUUGUUUUCAUUCCUACAACGAUGACUAUUAUUGGAUGUGUUCUAUUACCUAUUCGAUUUAUAAUUCAAAAGAGACAACUUCAACGUAUUCAAUGGCAUCGUGCACGAAAAAUGAUUGUUCAAAUGAGUAUAAUUGCUGGUACAUAUACUAUAUGUUGGUUACCAUAUACAAUUGUACUUCAACUAGAUAUUGCUGGUAUCUUACCUUUUUUUGAUCCAAAUAUGAACCGAUUUUUGGCAUUGAUGCCGUACGUAACAAGUUUGUUGACACCAUUCAUAAUUCUUCAAACAAUACAUGAUGAAUUAAAUCUAGGUCUAGUGGAACGAAUAAAACGUCGCUUUUUCCCACAACGACAACGGAAGAUUCGGCCAGUUGUUAACUCUGUAGGUAAACAACAAGAUUCUGCUAAUCGUGAGAAACACACUGCAAUUAAUCGAAAUAAAAUCGGGGAAAGUUGA
Molecule: messenger RNA, 993 nt
Organism: Adineta steineri
Lineage: Eukaryota; Metazoa; Rotifera; Eurotatoria; Adinetida; Adinetidae
Source: the annotation of a GenBank genome assembly